This is a messenger RNA of Nematocida minor, 1392 nucleotides long. Its product is annotated as ATP-dependent RNA helicase DDX10/DBP4. Gene Ontology annotation, molecular function: RNA helicase activity; nucleic acid binding; ATP binding. Lineage: Eukaryota; Fungi; Microsporidia. The record is from RefSeq and is a predicted model, not a curated record. Gene Ontology annotation, cellular component: nucleus. The transcript has a single exon. Gene Ontology annotation, biological process: rRNA processing. The coding region runs from base 1 to 1392 and encodes 463 amino acids.
AUGACUUUUAAUAAAAAAGAGUACAAUCUGAGCCCAAUGCUCGCCAAGGGGCUGGAGGAAGGAGGGUUCAAAGAGCCAAAGCCAGUGCAGAGCAAAAUAAUCCCCAUGGCUCUGGCGCGCAAGAACAUCGUGUGCUCAGCUGCAACGGGAUCUGGUAAGACUCUUGCCUUCCUUGUUCCUGCUGUGGAGAUACUGCUGCGCGCCAAAUGGUCGCGUGCUGAUGGAUUGGGCGCUGUAAUAAUCACGCCCACAAGAGAGCUUGCUCUGCAGAUCUUUUCAGUGCUGCAGGUGAUAGGAAGGAAUACACACUUGAGUGGCGGCCUGCUCAUAGGAGGAAGAAGCGCAGAAAGAGAAAAAGAGUUGGUUGGUGAGCUGAACAUUGUAGUGUGCACGCCUGGUAGACUGCUGGAGCACCUGGAGAACGCAUGGAACUUCAGUGGCGACAAUAUACAGUGUCUGGUGAUUGAUGAAGCAGACAAGCUGAUGGAAAUGGGGUUCAAAGAAACAGUUGAAAAAAUACUCGAAUACAUGACCAAAAAAAGACAGACACUUUUAUUCUCUGCAACGGCUGAUUCGAUUGCACAGGCCAGAAAACUCUGGGACAUUGAGUCGCCGGAGUUUGUGUCAAUCAGCAGUAAGCCAGCGGAAGAAGAGGGCGUGCGAGCUCUGCAGCACUUUGCACACAUCACUACGCCCGCACAGAAGCUAGAUCUGCUUUAUGCCACCAUCAGAGACAACAGAAAAAAGAGAAUUAUCGUGUUUUUGUCGACGUGCAAGGAAGUUACGUUCUACUGCACUUUGAUAAAAAAAAUGCGCAUUGGCCUGGCCUCCAUCCACCUAAGCGGGAAUAUGUCGCAGAAUAAAAGAGUGGAGACGUACUAUAAGUUCAGCGAGAAAGAGCCCAAAGUUCUCUUCUGCACAGACAUUGCAGCGCGAGGGCUGGACUUCACAGGAGUAGAUAUAGUCCUGCAGCUAGAUGCCCCUGAGUCCAAGGAGACGUACAUCCACCGAGCAGGAAGAACGGCAAGAAACGGAGCAAAGGGAAAGAACAUCCUUGCAGUCUCGCCGCACGAAGUGAACAUUUUGAAAGACUUGGAAGAAAUAGACGGGUUCCCGCAAGAAGUAGUCAAGUACAAAGGAAGAAGAUCAGUGGAGGAGAGGGUCAAAGGGAUCAUAAAACAGGUCCCAGAGAUAUACCUACUGGCUCAGAAGUACGUUAAAACGUACAAGGGAUUCUUACGGGUGUCAAAGAAAGAGUAUGUGGCAGAUAAGGAGAAAGCGCUGCAGGAACUGAUCGAAUAUCUUGGGGUACAGGAGGAUGAAAAUGUCUCGUGGUCAGGAGAGGGCAAGAAAAAGCCGCAGCUGCUGAAUAAACACACAAAACUAGAUUAA